Anopheles cruzii is the source of this 1232-nucleotide messenger RNA. RefSeq names its product protein doublesex-like. The coding region runs from base 173 to 1129 and encodes 318 amino acids. Gene Ontology annotation, molecular function: DNA-binding transcription factor activity, RNA polymerase II-specific; RNA polymerase II cis-regulatory region sequence-specific DNA binding. Gene Ontology annotation, biological process: sex differentiation; regulation of transcription by RNA polymerase II. Gene Ontology annotation, cellular component: nucleus. The transcript is spliced from 6 exons. The record is from RefSeq and is a predicted model, not a curated record. NCBI's taxonomy places the organism in Eukaryota, Metazoa, Arthropoda, Insecta, Diptera, Culicidae.
CGUCACGUUCGAAUCGCGAUCGGUCGCCGCUCUGUGCUGUUGCUCUCGGGGAGCUGUUUGUGGGACUGUUUGUGGGACUGUUUGUGCUCUCCAACUGCCCGUCUUGUUCCCUGGUCGGUAUCGAUCCUUUGUGUUGCGUGUGUGGAGUUGGAGAACAAAUUCCCCGGUAGCAAUGCCCUUUGUAUAUGUGUGGAUAAAGGCAACCUCGCUUAGUGUUAUCAUAGUGGAGUGGAGUGGAGUAGAAAGGAGAGCCUCAAGACAGAAGCAGGCGAGAAGCAGUGAAGAACACAGAGACAGUGAUCUUCAGUGGACAGUGAAGUGCUCGACACCCGCGUCAGACCACCGCUUCCCGACCAUGUCCGACUCGGGGGACGAUUCGUGCGAGGACCACAACAGCUCGUCCAACUCGCUGAACCAUCGGACGCCGCCGAACUGUGCCCGGUGCCGCAACCACGGGCUCCAGAUUGGGCUGAAGGCCCACAAACGGUACUGCAAGUACCGCCACUGCAACUGCGAAAAGUGCUCCCUGACGGCCGAGCGGCAACGAGUUAUGGCCAUGCAGUGUGCCCUGCGCCGCGCCCAAACCCAGGACGAACGGUUUCUCAACGAGGGCGAGGUGCCACCCGAGCCGGUAGUUAGUAUUCUCUGUUACAUAGUAGCCAAGGUGUCUGAACUGAAAAAGCUAAAGCAUAUUAUGGUUCAUAAUUCUCAGCCGAGAUCGUUCGAUUGCGACUCUUCCACCGGAUCGAUGGCAUCCUCACCGGAAACAUCCAGCAUGGUGGGGUCCAGCAUGGGGUCCCCGGGCAUCUCGCACCAUCCGGCCGAGACGCAGCAACUCGAAGAAGACGAGCUGGUUAAGCGAGCCCAGUGGCUGCUGGAGAAACUUAGUUACCCCUGGGAGAUGAUGCCCCUUAUGUACGUCAUAGUGAAAAACGCGGACGGCGAUGUACGAAAGGCGCACCAGCAGAUCGACGAAGGUCAGUUCGCGGUCAACGAAUAUUCACGAUUGCACAAUUUGAACAUGUUUGAUGGCGUGGAGUUGCGCAUCGAUCCAGUCCUACCGGCCGCGACAGCCAGAACGGCUUACGGACAGAACAGAAGGCGUUCUCGGUACCCUAACGAUGCUUAAUCGAAUGAUGGAGUACAUUCUUCGCGCACCGCUGCAAGCAAUGAAGAUGUCAUCAAAAUACCGUAAAUUGAAUAAAGCAACGCACACAGUGUACAACAUCAGG